AUGAGCGGAUUUGCUUCGCAGAUACCAUCCAUGGCGCUUCUCGGAUCCGGCUUCACCAGCGAGGUUGGGUUACGUGUAUUGCUUUCUCCACUUGGUUCCAAUAUCGUACUUCGUACAGCAUGUUGUUCGAUUGGCGUCGGGUUGCCUGUGUACUCAACUUUCAAGGCCAUUGAGAAUAGAGAUCAGAAUGAACAACAAAAAUGGCUUAUAUACUGGGCAGCUUACGGUUCUUUCAGCCUUGUUGAAGUGUUCACGGACAAGCUCAUUUCUUGGUUCCCACUCUAUUAUCAUGUGAAGUUUGCUUUCCUCGUCUGGCUUCAACUUCCAACCGUUGAGGGAGCAAAACAAAUAUAUGACAACCACCUUCGUCCUUUCCUUCUACGACACCAAUCUAGAGUGGAUCGACUCGUGGAUGGAGUAUAUGAGGAAAUGGUCAAGGUCGUUAGGUCACACCAAGGAGAAAUACGCUUUGUGAGAUCAAUGAUUGUCAAAAUCUUAGGAUCAGUCAAUGAGGUUGCCCCACCAAGCCAACGACGAGGUGAAAUCGCAAACAGUAGCCCGGAACCAUUAACCGCAACAAACCAAGAUUCAGAAUCCGUUCAUGAAGACUAG
Arabis nemorensis is the source of this 612-nucleotide messenger RNA. NCBI's taxonomy places the organism in Eukaryota, Viridiplantae, Streptophyta, Magnoliopsida, Brassicales, Brassicaceae. The record is from the annotation of a GenBank genome assembly.